AUGUCGACCUUCAGCAACACGGACACUGGCAGCAAGACGGCCGACCCUUAUGUCGCCAAGAACCUGCAGGAGCCUGACCUCAAGACCAAGGUGACGGAUCUGCUCAACUUUGCCGACAAGCAAAAGUUUUGCAUGAUGACGACGGUCAUGUCAAACGGACUGCUGGCCAGCAGAUGCAUGGCUCUGGCGGGCAAGGAGGCGAACGGUCUGGACCUGCUGUUCCACACAAACACGGAGUCAGGCAAGACGAACGACCUGGCGAACGAUUCGGACAUCAACAUCGCAUUCCUGUCAUCGUCGGGCGAGUGGGCAUCGAUCAGCGGCAAGGCGAACGUCGAGACGGACCGCGCAGAAGUCAAAAAGUACUACUCGGCGGGUUUGAAGGCGUGGUUGGGCGACCUCGGAGAUGGCACCCACGACGGCGGCCCGGACGACCCGCGCAUCGGCAUCAUCCGGGUCAAGACGGUGACCGCGCAGUACGCCAUCUCGAGCAAGACGGCGGUCGGCCAGUUCGUCGAGUUCGCUAAGGGCGUGGCCACGGGCGAGACGCCGGCGAUCAACAAGCUGCGGAAGCUCGACGAGUCGGAGGUGCAGCAGUGGCGCGCGAGCCCGCAAUGA
Messenger RNA from Lasiodiplodia theobromae, 618 nucleotides. RefSeq names its product Protein bli-3. NCBI's taxonomy places the organism in Eukaryota, Fungi, Ascomycota, Dothideomycetes, Botryosphaeriales, Botryosphaeriaceae. Bases 1 to 618 code for a protein of 205 amino acids. The record is from RefSeq and is a predicted model, not a curated record. The transcript has 3 exons.